This is a messenger RNA of Eruca vesicaria subsp. sativa (arugula), 267 nucleotides long. NCBI's taxonomy places the organism in Eukaryota, Viridiplantae, Streptophyta, Magnoliopsida, Brassicales, Brassicaceae. The record is from the annotation of a GenBank genome assembly.
AUGUAUGUGGUUGUGCCUAUGCCUUGUAUGUUCUUUGGAGGAGGUUCAACACAAUUCCUAAUUAGUCGAGAUGGUGGAGGUUGGAUAGAUGCAGCAAAGUUCAUGACAGGAGCAUCAACGGUAGGAAGCCUCGCGAUUCCAAUCAUAUUAAGGCAUGCAGGAAUGAUCGAGACGGGUGCAAUGCUCAUAGAGUUCACAUCGUUCUUCAUAUUCAUCUGCACUGUCAUGUGUUUUCACCGGGCUAGCCUCGAUGAUUAUGAUUGGUAA